CGGUGGCCGUGCUAGUUUCUGCAUUUUUCGGUGGUGAUGCGGGGCGGGGAGGCGCUUCGGGCCACGUGCGAAAGGGGGAAGCGACGGCAGGGAAGUCGAAGCCGGGGGCGUGGGGCAGAUCCUUUUCCCCCCAGCAUUUCCCUGCCCGCAAAAUCCCCGUCGGGGCCAGCUAUAAAGUGCCCUGCCUACGGCUCGGGGCGGGCAGCGAGGAUGCGGCUGCUGCCGGCGGCACUGGCCCUGGCCCUGCUCCUGAGCAGCCUGGUGCCGGGGGACGGUCUGUCGCUGGAGAGCCUGCUGACCAACAAGAGGUGCAAGUGCGUCAAAUCGACCGCCCAGGUCAUCAGCCUGGGGCUGAUCCUCUCCAUCGACGUUACGCCGCCGGGCAUUCACUGCAGGAGGAAGGAGAUCAUCCUCUCCCUGACGAGGAGCAGGAAGGUGUGCGUGGCCCCCGAGGCGCCCUGGAUCCAGCUGCUCAUCCACAAGCUGACGCAGAGGAAUGGCACCAGAAGAGAGGCAGCGGCGCGGUCGCGGAGGGACGCGGAGAGGCGGCCGCUGGCCCCGUGACAGGACCCAUGCCCCCUCCCCAGCGCCCCCCGCCUCUGCCCCUGUCCAGCUGCGAUGAGAAAUAACCAGACAGGGUUAU
This is a messenger RNA of Oxyura jamaicensis (ruddy duck), 643 nucleotides long. Its product is annotated as C-X-C motif chemokine 2-like. NCBI's taxonomy places the organism in Eukaryota, Metazoa, Chordata, Aves, Anseriformes, Anatidae. Bases 37 to 564 code for a protein of 175 amino acids. The transcript is spliced from 3 exons. Gene Ontology annotation, cellular component: extracellular region. Gene Ontology annotation, biological process: antimicrobial humoral immune response mediated by antimicrobial peptide; cellular response to lipopolysaccharide; neutrophil chemotaxis. Gene Ontology annotation, molecular function: CXCR chemokine receptor binding; chemokine activity. The record is from RefSeq and is a predicted model, not a curated record.